AUGGACGAAAUCGUGGUAAUAGUGCAUGAUCGCACUGACCAUUCGAAACGAUCACUGUCAGUGCCAUUUCAUCUGAGCGAUACAGUUAGAAGCCUCCAGGAAAGAGUAAGCGAAAAAACUGGGAUUGCGAGGCAACAACUAAAGGUUGUAUUGUGUGGACGCACCCUAGAAGAAUCUACUUUCGUUAGAGAUCUAUUGCUGGGACCGGCGACGUCACUUGUCGUGUUUGUGGAGAAGGAACUGCCUUCCCCAUGCAUCUGCAAGGACAUCCAAGCGGUUGGUCAACAUUCACGUUACUCUACUCCUGAGAUCGGGUCGUUCUACGUGUGGUGCAAGACGUGCCGCAACAUUCAGAGAGGUAAAUUACGGGUGUACUGUAGAAGAUGCUCUUCAUCAGCCGUUCUGGUUAAGACAGAGCCGUCAAACUGGAGAGAUGUUACACGCAGUAGCCAAAUCGAAGUGGACUGCGCUGACUGUAAGUCAGUCCAACACGCAGUAUUCAGGUUCAAGUGCGUUACUUGUAAUGAGGUUGGCGCAGUUCUAUCUCACAUUCGUGGGAAUUGGGAGCACGUUCCAUGCAGUGUAUGUUUCGAUGAGCAUACCACAUACUUGUUUGACCUUGGUUGCCACCACAUGGUUUGCCGGCAGUGUUUUGUAGAAUGCUUGGAUGUUGCACUCAAAGAAGCACAAUUCGUUUUCCGACCACCGUUUGGCUACACUAUCACGUGUCCUUAUCCAGGGUGCGUCGUUGAUGUCCACCACUUUCGUGUACUAGGUGAAGAAAAGUAUGAGAAGUACCAGAAAAUUGCAGCAGAAAAGUUAGUUGCCAUGGACGAUCAAGGAGUGUUUUGUCCGUAUCCCGACUGCAGCGCUUCGUUCUUUUGGGAGAUUGACAGUGAUGAUGGUAAAACUUCAUGUCCAGAAUGUCUGAGACUUUUUUGCCGGCUAUGCAAAUCUAUUGAUUGUGUAUGCGGUGUCGAUGAUCCGACAACUACAACGAUAGAAGCUACGACGAAGAAAUGCCCAAGAUGUGCUGCAAAUACAGAACGUAGUGGGGGAUGCGCGCACAUCCACUGCAUAGUCUGCAAAAUGGAUUGGUGCUUUGUUUGCGUGGCACCAUGGACCGAGGACUGCCAGUGGAAUCACUGGUUUUCUUGA
This is a messenger RNA of Necator americanus (New World hookworm), 1158 nucleotides long. RefSeq lists its product as uncharacterized. The record is from RefSeq and is a predicted model, not a curated record. Gene Ontology annotation, molecular function: zinc ion binding; ubiquitin conjugating enzyme binding; ubiquitin protein ligase activity. Gene Ontology annotation, biological process: positive regulation of proteasomal ubiquitin-dependent protein catabolic process; ubiquitin-dependent protein catabolic process; protein polyubiquitination. NCBI's taxonomy places the organism in Eukaryota, Metazoa, Nematoda, Chromadorea, Rhabditida, Ancylostomatidae. The coding region runs from base 1 to 1158 and encodes 385 amino acids. The transcript has 9 exons. Gene Ontology annotation, cellular component: cytosol; cytoplasm; mitochondrion.